Haplochromis burtoni (Burton's mouthbrooder) is the source of this 1790-nucleotide messenger RNA. Its product is annotated as vacuolar protein sorting-associated protein 8 homolog. The record is from RefSeq and is a predicted model, not a curated record. Gene Ontology annotation, molecular function: protein binding. Gene Ontology annotation, biological process: endosomal vesicle fusion; protein targeting to vacuole. Gene Ontology annotation, cellular component: CORVET complex; early endosome; HOPS complex. Lineage: Eukaryota; Metazoa; Chordata; Actinopteri; Cichliformes; Cichlidae.
ACGCAUUGUCGCGCAUGCGUAGAUCAAUAUACGGAAAGCGCUUCUGUUUUCUGCAGCGGUCCGAGUUUUGUCCGUGUAAACAGAGACAUGUCGCAUUCCCCGGACUCCCACAGCCUACUGUCUGCCUCUUCCCAGCUGAACCUGAUGGAAGUGGACUCGAUUGAUGAUAAGGAGUUUGACAUUCCACAAGUGGACACACCUCCCACACUGGAAAGCAUUCUCAAUGAGCUGGAGGAUGAGGAGGAACCGUUUGUACUGGAGGACACCUGCAUCCUAAACACAGACAACAUGGAUGCUCACUCCUGCGAGACCUCCUCUCUGGCCAGCUCUGACAGCGGAGACCCAUCACACCUUAAACGAAGGAAGAGGACCGUGGACAUGAGUUCAACAGUUCAUGGAUGUGUCCUUCGACACAGCCUGCUGAAGGGCAUCUCUGCACAGAUCGUGUCUGCUGCUGACAAAGUGGACGCUGGACUUCCAACAGCUAUAACAGUGUCGGGUGUCAUUGCUGUGGGAACGUCUCAUGGUCUGGCUUUGGUCUUUGGAAAAGAUACCAACCAGGCCUUGCGGCUCUGUCUGGGUACCAAGACGACUGGAGCAGAGUUUGGUGCCGUCUCUGCCCUGAGCAUCAACCAUGACUGCUCACGACUUCUCUGCGGGUUUGCCAAAGGACAGAUUACAAUGUGGGAUCUAGCCAAUGGGAAGCUUCUGAGGACCAUCACUGAUGCCCACCCUCCUGGGACAGCCAUUCUGCAUGUGAAGUUCACAGAUGACCCAACUAUUGCCGUGUGCAAUGACAGUGGAGGAUCUGUUUUUGAGCUGGCUUUCAGGAGGGUGAUGGGGAUGCGGUCAUGUGACUCUCGAUGUCUCUUCAGUGGUUCUAAAGGGGAGGUGUGCUGUAUCGAACCUUUGCGUUCUCCUCCGGACUUCAGAGACCAUCCCAUCACGCACUACUCUCUGCUCGCUAUGGCAUCUCUCACUAAGAUUCUAGUCAUUGGAUUAAAGCCCUCCCUGAAAGUCUGGAUGACAUUUCCUUACAAUAAGUCGGAUCCAUCCAGCGUUCCUCAGCUGGCCUGGCAGUUUGUUGCUGUCCAGAAGAUGGUCAAUCCAGUCCUGGCUUUUUGCAAAGGAGAUACCGUCCACUUCCUCUUGGUAAAGAAAGAGGAAUCGGGGACGAUCCACGUCAUCAAACAGAGACAAUUCCAGCUCAGCUGUGACAUCAUCAGCCUAAGUUGGAUUAACAGCCGUACGCUGGUCCUGGUGGACAGCCACGAAAAGCUGCACGUGGUGGACCGGCCUAGCCAAGAGGUUUUGGAGACUCUGGACUUGGAGCAGGUGCAGCUGGUCUAUAACAGCCGACAUUUCAAAUCAUUGGCAACUGGAGGAAACGUCUCCCAGGCUCUGGCUUUAGUUGGAGAAAAGGCUUGUUACCAAUCAGUCUCGAGCUACGCAGGACAGAUUGUGUAUUUGGGCACCAAGUCAGCUCACAUUAUGACUCUACGGAACUGGAGAGAGCGUAUUGACUGCUUGAUGAAGCAGGAACAUUUUGUUGAAGCCCUCUCUUUGGCCUGGUCCUUUCACGAGGGAGCUGCUAAGGCUGUGGUUGGCCUGUAUGGAGAUUCUCUGAAGAGGAAGGCAGUGGUCAGUGACAAGAUGAUCGAGAUCCUUUUCCAGUUUGCUGAGCAUGCUUUGAAAAAGUGUCCAGAACAAGGCAAAAUCCAAGUGAUGGAGCAACAUUUCCAGGAUGUAGUUCCAGUCCUGGUGGAUUACUGCCUGCUGCUACAGAGGGC